Molecule: messenger RNA, 801 nt
Organism: Didymodactylos carnosus
Lineage: Eukaryota; Metazoa; Rotifera; Eurotatoria; Philodinida; Philodinidae
Source: the annotation of a GenBank genome assembly
AUGCCCAGGGCUCGUACAAAUUCAGUCGCCACCAGAAGGUGUUUUCGAGGUGAUGCAGAUGGGUUUCUGGCAAGCUCCCAUUCGAUCGUUAAGUGGCAAUCAGUAUGUGUUAGUCGUUACCGAUCGUCUUUCGAAAUACGUAUUCGCCAAGGCAUUUUUUUACUCAGUGAAUCGGCCAAGGAUGCCACAGAAAUGCUAUACGAAGAUAUUAUUCUGAAUCAUGGAGCAAUUAAGUAUUUACAUUCAGAUUGCGGUACUCAUUUUAAAAACGAGUUAGUGAAUGCACUGACAACAUUAAUUGGUUGUAAACAAUCAUUUUCUGUUCCAUACCACCCGAUGUCGAAUGGUCAAGUGGAGAGAUUCAACGCUACGUUUUGUGAUCAAUUGAAGAAAUACAAUGAUGGCAACCUUAACGAUUGGGACGAAUAUUUUCAGUCAAUUGUUCUGGCUUAUAAUUCAGGUGUUCAUGCGACCACCGGAUACACGCCAUACGAAUUAGCCUUCACACGGAAAUUGAUUUCUCCGUUCUUUCCUCAAUCUACAACUGUUUCACUUCACAAGCCACAUGACUAUUGGGAAAAAGCAAUUAGAUUUAAGAAGCUUGUUCUCCAAGCCGCUCAUAGCAACAUUAAACAUCAACAAAUGCUGUAUAAACACCGUUAUGAUCAAGGAAGAGUCCAUCCAAUGUAUCAUGUGGACGAUUUAAUAUGGAUUAAGGUAUUGCCUUCACGAUCAAAACUGGAUGAACGGUAUCAUGGACCGUUUAGAGUGAUUCAGAAAUUAAGUGAAGUUCAUUACUAA